AUGGGGUUCACGCAAGUUCUCCCCCCCAGCAUCAGCAGUGGGGGCACCAGCAGCAGACUGCAGGGAAGCUGUGCAGAGCUCACCUCUCCUGCCCGGAGCACAAUCGCCUCCAGCUCGUCCUCUGCCAGACUCAGCAGCAAAAUGCAGCGGCUGCAUCUUCUCUGCCUCAGUCUCCUGGUGCUGGGACAUAUCCUGCAUGUGCAUGGCGGGAACAACGUCCUCGACUGCUGCCUGCGGACGAGCGAGAUACCCAUCCCGCGGCGGAUAGUGCAGGAUUACCGGCUCCAGCUGGUGCAGGAUGGCUGCGACAUCCCAGCUGCUGUGUUCAUCACCACAAAGGGCAAGCGCCUCUGUGCCCCCCUCCAAGCCCCAUGGGUGCUUCGCCUCCAAGAGAAGCUGGAUGCCAGCAGUGGCAGGAAGGCCAAACCCCAGGGCAAGUAG
Messenger RNA from Gymnogyps californianus (California condor), 441 nucleotides. Its product is annotated as C-C motif chemokine 19-like. The coding region runs from base 1 to 441 and encodes 146 amino acids. The transcript is spliced from 5 exons. Gene Ontology annotation, molecular function: chemokine activity; CCR chemokine receptor binding. The record is from RefSeq and is a predicted model, not a curated record. Gene Ontology annotation, cellular component: extracellular region. Gene Ontology annotation, biological process: positive regulation of ERK1 and ERK2 cascade; cellular response to type II interferon; chemokine-mediated signaling pathway. Lineage: Eukaryota; Metazoa; Chordata; Aves; Accipitriformes; Cathartidae.